GGAGGGGGAGAGGGCGGGGAGACCCUUUGCACACUUUGCAUCCUAAGGGAGAUCCUUCCAAGCUUUGCCCCAUGUCGAAGUGACUUGAUCUGCCAACCUGGCCUCUCGGUUUAUGAUCUUCGGAAAAAUAAAAGGCAGGGAGCAGCAGUCCCCCCAACCAGCUGCGUAAAUGAGUAUGGAAGAUUAUGACUUUCUCUUCAAAAUAGUUUUAAUUGGGAACGCCGGCGUAGGGAAGACCUGCUUGGUUCGACGGUUCACUCAGGGUCUUUUUCCACCAGGACAAGGAGCCACCAUUGGGGUUGACUUUAUGAUUAAGACAGUGGAGAUAAAUGGUGAAAAAGUAAAGCUGCAGAUCUGGGACACAGCAGGACAAGAGAGAUUCCGGUCUAUUACUCAGAGCUACUAUCGGAGCGCCAAUGCGUUAAUCCUGACCUACGACAUAACGUGUGAAGAGUCCUUCCGAUGCUUGCCAGAGUGGCUGCGAGAGAUAGAGCAGUAUGCCAGCAAUAAGGUCAUCACUGUCCUAGUGGGGAAUAAGAUUGAUUUGGCAGAGAAACGCGAAGUAUCUCAACAAAGAGCCGAAGAAUUUUCCGAAGCGCAGGAGAUGUACUAUCUGGAGACCUCGGCUAAAGAGUCGGAUAAUGUGGAAAAACUCUUUCUGGACUUAGCUUGCCGGCUGAUCAGCGAAGCAAGGCAGAACACCCUUGUGAACAAUGUGGAAUCCCCACUGCCUGGCGAAGGGAAAAGCAUCAGCUAUUUGACUUGCUGUAAUUUCAACUGAUUCCAGUUGAACCCCCGAGGGUUAUGACUAUUUUCUUCUCCUUGCGAGGGCCUGUCUCGAUAAGAGGCAAUGCCUGAUGCCGUGCCCCAAUCCGACUGGCAGAUGUAGUCAGGUUCCCCAUCUUGAAGCAUGGCGGGCUGGCCACUUCGCCUGUGAGGUCAGCAUAGAAUAUAACCGGGCUUAAUCCUUUUUUUAAAAAUCCCUGUAACGUGGAAGAGGUGCUAGUUGUCCACCGGCCUAAAGACAUCAGGUCGUCGCUUUACAUCUUGAAGGUGACUAGGAAAUGGUGAAUAAUGUGAGAGCUUUCUUGCACAACAUGUUUUGGUUCUUUAAAGGAGGAGAUAGAAAUGCACAUUAGCCAUUAGGUGCCCUCCCCUGGGUUGCCAGCUAAGCAAAUACUUGUAUAUAGAUCAUGGCCCCAAAACAUUGGGUUUUUUUAGGGCACGACUCAACAAAAUGUGUGUGUGCGUGUGUGUGUGUCAUUUUAAAAAGUGUUAAUGUCUCCCAUGUUCAGGCACUUUCAUCGACAUGGAAGUUAAAAAUAGAAAUGCCAAUAUUUUGAAGCCAACAGGCGUAGAGGAGACGGGCUCUGUCAAUUCAUUGUCUAUUAGGAGUUUGGCAAACUGUUCCCCAGGUUACAUUUUAAAUGCUGUCUGUUGUUUACUCUGUUCUGUACAAAAGCUGAAGAACGUCAAGAAAGGAGUCCCUUUCUGUAAACAAACAGGCCUUCUUGGUUGGUACAAGAAAAUAUGAUCUCUUUGACUGGAGUCAGUUUAGGUGGAUUUACAUUUAGGCAACCAGAAAGAGCCAAUUUUAGAUUUUGAAAGAGGAACCAUUAAGAGUCCUUUAUGAAUUUGACUUGGUCAAACAACUACCAUAAUUUUUGCAUUUCACAUGCAAGUGAAAAAACUCUUCUACCAUCUAGUUUAGACUUCUGUUCCUGCUAUCUGACCUACAGGAAUGACCUACAGGUUUUUAACAUGAUUAUUUCAGGGGUUAGCAGAAGUAACUCUCUUUUUGGAAUACUGUACCUAGACAUCUGGAUUGUAUACAUGGUUGUCAAGUUUAAAGGGAUCAUAUGACACUUCAGACAUGUUUGAGGCCCAUCUUGAGGGCUCAUUAACGUCAAAUGUUUGUCUGAGAUCUUACAAAGAAUCCAGAUAAGCACUGCCCAAAUCAAAUCAACAGCACCUACAGCUAGUCUUUACAGGAUCAGACUGGGGUGUGUGUUUUUAGCAAACCGUAUGGCGUUUGGGUAGCAGCCAUCUGUGUAGGGACAACAUCUCAUCAGGAUGUGAGUGCACAAUUUCUUAAAAGAUUUUAAUAAGCUUGGAAAUUUAAAAAGUAGCGCAUGUUCUGAAUUCAGUCUAAUCUUUAUUCAGGCCACGAUCACUUUGCAAAGCUGCAGCUCUGAAUAUCAAUUUUAAACCGCAGUGUUCAGAUGCGCUCCCUGUAAUGUAGUUGCUUGCAGGCUCGUAGUUGUCGCUCCUCUGGUUUGUCUAUCAUGCUCUCUUAGGCUCAGCUCUGUGCACGUGUGUGUGAAUGCACGUAUGUAUACUUGGUGGGCUUAGACAAUUCCACUGAUCCAAAACGUCAGGGUUGGAAGCAGUAUGGAGUAUGUCCUGUCCUCAUCGCCAUCCUUACUACGCCUCUAGUGCCAUGCUCAAAGAACACAUUGGAUUUUACAAAUCCGAUGUAAAAAGAGGAACUGAAGGAGCAGACACAGCCGACUCUUUCUCAGAUAUUGGUAUUGACUUGGUUACCCUGAAAGGGUAAACCGUCUGGGUUACGACAGACCCACAACGGAUUGUAACUUAUAGUAUUAAUUUGCUGGUUAUUCUGUAUUUAGUAUUAAUUAGUUGGAUAUUUACAGAAGGGAGGGGGCCUAACUAUGGUGGGGAAAGAAUCGUUGCUAUGCUGGAGUCUAUAUCAAUGAACCCCCAAUGAAAGCACAUAAGAACUUGGGUAAGAGUGGGACUGUGUCUGUGCUUUCAUACUGACCCUUUAUUUUAGGGACUUUUUGUGGUGGGAGAAUUUCUGGGGUUUGAGCCCUACAACUCACACAUGUUCCCUUUUGCAUUGAAAAGGAGCUGCUAAAGAUUUAGCCUUUUUUGAAAAUAAAGCUGACAUUUUGAAAUAA
Messenger RNA from Pogona vitticeps (central bearded dragon), 2921 nucleotides. It is a transcript of the gene RAB30, whose product is annotated as RAB30, member RAS oncogene family. Gene Ontology annotation, molecular function: GTPase activity; GTP binding. Gene Ontology annotation, biological process: Rab protein signal transduction. The record is from RefSeq and is a predicted model, not a curated record. Lineage: Eukaryota; Metazoa; Chordata; Lepidosauria; Squamata; Agamidae.